Triticum aestivum (bread wheat) is the source of this 704-nucleotide messenger RNA. Its product is annotated as triphosphate tunnel metalloenzyme 3-like. Lineage: Eukaryota; Viridiplantae; Streptophyta; Magnoliopsida; Poales; Poaceae. The transcript has a single exon. The coding region runs from base 25 to 642 and encodes 205 amino acids. The record is from RefSeq and is a predicted model, not a curated record.
AGCCCUAGCCGCAACCCCAACCCCAUGGAGGUCGAGAUCAAGCUCCGUCUCCCCGACGCGGCUGCACACCGGCGCCUCUCCUCCUUCCUCGCGCCCCGCCUGCUCCGCACCGACGCCCCAGCGCGGCCCCUCGCCGCCGCCACCGCCGCCCAGCGGGACGUCCGCCUCUACGGCACCGACGACCGCGACCCCUCCUGCGCCGUCCUCAUGCUCAAGCACCGCCCGCGCAUCGACGCCGGCGUCAGCCGCGUUGAGGAGGUCGUGGAGCCCCUCGACCCCGCCCUCGCCCUCACCUGCGUCGACAACCCCGCCCGUCUCGGCGCGGUCGACUCCCCCAUCGUCCGGCUCGUCUCCGACGAGUACGGCGUCGGCGGGGACAAAGCGCCGUUCGUCUGCCUCGGCGGCUUCCGGAACACCCGCGGUGUGUAUGAGCUCGAGGAGGGCGAGGGGCAGGGGCUCGUGCUAGAGCUCGACGAGACACACUUCGAUUUCGGCACAAACUACGAGCUGGAGUGCGAGACCGCGGAGCCCGACCAGGCCAAGGAGGUCCUGGAGCGGCUGCUCACCGUGGCUGGGGUGCCGUAUGAGUACUCCCGGAGCAAUAAGUUCGCGUGCUUCAUGGCCGGGAAGCUGCUUCCGUGACUAGGUUUGUGGUUGGUCUUUACCGUGUCCCAAAUGAUGAUUAAACCGUGGUUGCUAUAAAA